Molecule: messenger RNA, 1250 nt
Organism: Paramecium pentaurelia
Lineage: Eukaryota; Ciliophora; Oligohymenophorea; Peniculida; Parameciidae
Source: the annotation of a GenBank genome assembly
AUGAUAGAUCGAAGGAGUCAGAGUCCUAUGGCUACAAGCUAAAAAAUGGGAACUGCAAGAGCCAUCUUUGAUACAGGUACAGAAUAAGAACCGACAAAGAGAUUAACAAGAUCAAUAAAAAAUACUAGUGCAGAUCCUUAAUAAACAGACUAUAAAUAAUAUUAAAAUUAGACUUUUUUAGGGAUAUAAGGUUCUUAAGAGAUAAAUUGUAAAUUGUAUGUUUAUUUAAAAAGCAUAAAAUUCACGUUAAAUAACUUAAGAAAAUUUUGAGUAUCGGAAACCAGAAACGGACACUCUCAAUUUUAGAACAGUUCAAACUUAUAAACCUUAAGAAGUAAGUGCUUAACCAACUUCUUAAUUUAACUACUAAAGUUUUGAAUACAAAAAACCAGACGCUGGUCGUGCAGGAUCUUACAUUUAGUCAGGUACUUGAACUAUUUAAUUAUAGCGUACAAUACAACAUGUAUUUAAUAUUUUUAUUACUCAAGUUUAAGAACCAAUAGGGAGUUAGCUUAACUUUCAGAAUAAAACUCUGUAUGAACCACCAAAAUAAGAUAAUACAUUUACAAAAUAUGAAUUAAAUUCAUUUGAUAAAUAUAAAACUACUUAUGAAUAGCCUAAAAAUUAUGAAAAGUUUGAACAAUACAAAUUUGAACCUAUGAAGUAUGAUUUCAAUUUACCUGAAUAACCAAAAGAAUAUCAAUCAUCAUAUAAAUCUAUUCCAUAAGCAAAACCAAAUUUAUCAGUUGUGUAAUUCUAUUAAUUUAAUAUAGUCAAACUUAAUAUACUCCUUACAAUCCUGAUAGAAUUACUUUGGAUACAUAAAUAAAUAGAACUACUUUAAAUCCUCCACCUCCAAUCGAAUCAUUAAAUAUUGGACCUAGAAAAACAGAAGAAAUAAUUCGACCUUCAGAAAUUCAAAUAAAAACCUAAAAACCAAUAGAUCCUAUUAUUAAUAAAGGAUAGUAUCCUCCUUCAAUCCAUGCAGAAUCAAUUAAAAAUGAAUAAAUAUAUAGACCAACAACUCCAGUGUAUACAUAAUAAUAAUAAUAUCAAUUAUCAAAUUAAAAAUAACCUGAAUCAUAAUAUAAGUAAGAAACUAUAGAUAUUAUGAAUAAACCAAGUUAUAAAUGUAAAUUAAUAAAUUAUUAAAUUUAGUUGAUUUACCUAAGAAAUUUGUUGAAGAAAUUGUCAUAAUAGAAAAUGAAGCUAAUGAACAUGAAUUUAAUGCAGGUUGUCAGAUAUUUUGA